Molecule: messenger RNA, 3442 nt
Organism: Rana temporaria (common frog)
Lineage: Eukaryota; Metazoa; Chordata; Amphibia; Anura; Ranidae
Gene: SPRY4
Product: sprouty RTK signaling antagonist 4
Exons: 2
Coding region: 207-1100 (297 amino acids)
Biological process (GO): negative regulation of MAP kinase activity; animal organ development; multicellular organism development
Cellular component (GO): cytosol; membrane
Source: RefSeq, a predicted model, not a curated record
AUAAAAAGCCAUUUUCCCAGGGAGUUGCAACAUCGAAAGCGAGCUGACAGCAGAGGAGCUAUGCAGCCUGGAUCGUCAGCGCUUGUACUGAGGGCUUUCCUGUGCACGGCUGGGGACGUCCUGUGAUUUGUGGAUUAUUGGGAAAUGAGCCUGGCUCCAGUCUUACAAAUUUUUUAAAAGGUUCUCAUCAUUUUCAGAAGAGGUCAAUGGAUUCCAGGAUUCCACACAGCAUAACUGUGGUACCAAAUUCAGUUAUGGUGCAGCCACUACUAGAUGGCCGUGUUCCAUAUGGGAGAUUACAACAUCCGCUUACCAUCCUGCCUAUCGAUCAGAUGAAGACUACUCAUCUUGAGAAUGAUUACAUUGACAACCCAGCUCUUAGUCAGCUGGCCAAUCAAAAGCUCAGCAGGGGCUCACAUGAACCUUUCCUUGUCAAUCAACAUUUGCAGAGAUGUGAAGCCGAUAUUACGCACCCUUGGAUAUCUUUCAGUGGGCGACCCAGCUCAAUUAGCAGUAGCAGUAGCACCUCUUCAGAUCAGAGACUCUUGGACCACAUGGCCCCACCUCCUGUGGUUGAUCAGUCUCCACCUAGGGCAGUAAGGAUACAGCCUAAAGUGAUUAAUUGUAAGCCUCAGGAUGCUAAAGGACCCUUGAAUCAAGAAUUGGACAAGCACUUUUUACUUUGUGAGGCCUGUGGCAGAUGUAAAUGCAAAGACUGUACAACUCCUCGGACCUUACCUUCUUGCUGGAUUUGCAACCAGGGAUGUCUGUGUUCUGCACAGAAUAUGGUCAACUAUUCAACUUGCAUGUGUCUAGUCAAGGGAGUUUUUUACCACUGCACCAACGAAGACGAUGAAGGUUCUUGCGCAGAUCAUCCGUGUUCUUGCUCACACUCUAACUGCUGUGCUCGCUGGUCUUUCAUGAGUGCCUUGUCAUUGGUCCUCCCAUGCUUGCUCUGCUAUCUUCCUGCCACUGGCUGUGUGAAACUUUCUCAGAAAUGUUAUGACCAAGCGAGCCGACCCGGGUGCCGGUGCAAAAACACAAACAGUGUCAUGUGCAAAGCACCGGAUGCAGUCAACAGACCAGAAAAGCCAUUUUGAGAGUUGCUGUGAGGUUCUGGUUUUGUGAACUGUCUUAUAAGAAUGCAUUGUGCAGAAAGAUGAAGCAAAAAAGACUCCAGACUGUAUAUUCUCUCCAGAGGCUUUAAUUUAUCAUUCCUUGAUUAAGGGGGUCCAGCAACACUUAGUAUUAUCAGAAAAGAGAAAUGCAUUAUGUUUGGCUGCUGCUGUGAACCAUUUCAAAAUCCUGUGUUGAAGAUCUGUAUGCUAACUAGAUAACCAUGGGGAUUAGCUUGAAGGGACUAGUUACCUUUAUUGUAUUUACAGCUACCAUUAAGAACCAAGAAUGUUAUCCCUCAGUUAGCAUGGAAGCAAGCCAGCUCUAGUUCUUCCUCACACACUCACGUGUUUGUUUUUUAAGCUGAAGGCUUCAGUCUACACUUUUCAUUGAUGUGUGGAAAACUCUGCUGAGGCUUUGUUGCGUAACUCUUUUGUCUGUGGUUUAGUGUUUUUGUAUUUUUAUAUAAAUGUAUUAGUUCUCUUACACGUUUUUUUGGCUAAUGAAGGCAACAUGGGAGACCAGAGUGCCAAAGGUACAGAUUCAAUCCACAAUGUGGUGACAGGAAGGAAUGCACGACCCUCUAUUCCUCCGCUGUGUCAAGACUCUUCCGGCCUGCCUAUUAUUAGCCUUUUCCAACUGCCCUUCUCUCACCCUUCUUACUGAUAAUGGGAAAUGCCCUUUCAUCUUCAGCUGUGCACCUUCUCCACAAGAAAGGUUGUCAGCACUGUGGGUAAAAAAACAAACAAUCAGAACAAUAUGUAUUGGCAAAUCGUAUCAAUAUCCCCCUAAUAACAAGUCAAAGCACUGCUAAAGAUCACUUGUGCUGAUAGUAACAACUCUCACACCCAGAUCAGCAAACAUAUCAGGUUCAGCUAUUUCAGCAGCUGUCUCAACAUGUUAAUUAAAAGGUAAUUGUUACAAAGUUUAACCUCGCUCCCUGCUGCUGGAACUCUAAGCGCAUUGCAACACAAGGUUAAUGCAUGCAUUGCUCCCUUUCCUCCAGCUUUUCAGGAAAUCUACUGUACUGGGCACAAUGCAAUAACCAUUUUCUAACUAGAAAGAACAGAAAAUAUUUUUGUUCACAAGGAGGUGACAUUGAAGGGCAGUUGUACACAGUGAACGCCAAUGGCAAACUUAUUUUAUUCAUUGUAAUUUUCUAAGGAAAUUGAAAGUUGUAUGUAACUUUAUUUGUAUUUUUGUUUGUGCUGCUGCUCUACCUUGGCCCUACUGUAAUAUAGCAUCCUGUAUAUCUGUGUAAAUAUGCAUAGAGAGAUACAUAGAAGGUCUAUUUUAGUGUUAUAUAACUACCAGGGAAAGGCUAAGGGGGUCGUAAGAAACUCAUUCAUUUGUGAUUUAUAUAUAUAUAUAUAUAUAUCACAUAGGGUGAGUUUCACCUUCCCUACACUGCAUUCUGGCAAAUAAUAGGUGCUAGUCUCUGUUUUGUAACAUGUAGUUUCAGUGCUAAAGGGGAAUUUUUGUUAGCAUACAGAUGUCUUGCAUUUGCAUUCAAAAGUGGCAUCCAAACCACACUUUAAUGAAACUCAACUUUAUUUGUAUUUUAAUUUCAGCCAUGUUACAUGCUUAUUUAAAAUGUAUGGUACAAGAUGUAACCUAUAAUGUUUAAGCUACAUUUAAUUACUAACUUUUGGGCAAGUUUCUUUAAGUUUUAGCAAGAAUAAUAUGUAUAUUUUUAUACGAACUGUAAAAAAAAAAAAAAAAAAAAAAAGAUCACUUUUAAUAUGCAUGUGUCCCUCACAGAUACAAAGGGAAAGGUGUCAGUUGUGUAAUUCUUCUUUCGACUUUGCUGCAGUUCUAGCACUUUGACAUUUGUUAGUGGUAGUAUAUUUAUUAUUUUUUUAUUUAAUUUUGGAGGUAGAAAUAAAAUAUGUUUUUUUUUUUUAAGAAGGUACAGACACCCUUCAUCUUUCUCUUUGCGCAUGAAGCUUCCCCUUUAGGGCUGUAAACUGCUCUGGUGUUGAGAUAUAUACUCAGUGAUAAUGAUUUACUGAAAUUAAGCAAACCUUUUUUAAGAAUAAUGAUUGGCUGUCUGAAAUAAACACAGGUUUACUUGGUUUUAGUAAAACAGUCCAGUGUUGUUGAUCUGAACAGAUUUCACAUAGAUUAAGGACUUUUAAAUAAUACCAUUUCAUAUUUAUUUUUUGCCAUAACAAACAGUAGUUUAACAUCAUGAUACUCUGGUUAAAAUCUAAGGAAGUAUUUCUCAAAUUCCUUAUCAUAUCACUUGUUAUGCUCUGACAUGUUAAGCCUGCUCAAACCCAAACAAUGGAAGUUCCUCUGUGUAGGUCACGGGCACAUGAGAACA